UUGGUUGCACCGUCCGGGCCAGAGCCCCCGGAGGGGUAAUUAACGAAAGAUUAAUGAGCUCCCCAAAGUCAACAGAAAAAUCGAUGGGCCGGAGGAGGAGCGGCGGCUGCGCAGUCCCGCGGGGGGAGGGCGUUGGGGGCAUCGGUCGGGGCGCAGGGGCCUCACCUGGACAGAAGAUCCGCGCUGCGCCGCAGUCGGUGGUGAGCCGUCGGCAAUGUCUGCCCAGGCCUCAGCCCCUACUGAGGCUCCACCGGUGGCCUCUCUAGAAGCACAGGAGACUGGACCAGCCCCAGCCAAAGAGAACCAAGUGGAGAUGGGGGCUGAGGAGACGGGGGCCCCUGCCUCGCCCCACCAGAAGUCCUGGCUGGUGCGGCAUGUCUCCCUGCUGCUGCGGCGGGACCGGCAGGCCCAGAAGGCCGGGGAGCUCUUCUCGGGGCUCCUGGCCCUCAACGUGGUGUUCCUGGGCGGAGCCUUCAUCUGCAGCAUGAUCUUCAACAAUGUGGCCGUCACGCUGGGCGACGUGUGGAUCCUGCUGGCUGUGCUGAAGGCCCUCUGCAUCCUCUGGCUCCUCUACUACGCCACAGGCACCACCCGCCGAUCGCACGCUGUGCUCUUCCGUGACCCUCACGCGGGACCCAUUUGGGUGCGGGGCUCCCUGGUGCUCUUUGGCAGCUGCACCGUCUGCCUGAACGUCUUCCGCGUGGGCUACAACGUGAGCCACAUCCAGUGCAAGUCGCAGCUGGAGCUCAUCUUCCCUGCCAUCGAGAUCGUCUUCAUCGGUGUCCAGACCUGGGUGCUCUGGAAACACUGUAAGGAUUGUGUUCAGGUCCAGACCAACUUCACUAGGUGUGGCCUGAUGCUGACCCUGGCCACCAACCUGCUGCUGUGGGUUCUGGCCAUCACCAACGACUCCAUGCACAGCGAGAUCGAGGCCGAGCUCAGCGCCCUCAUGGGGAAGCUCUCAGGCAAUGAGACCAAUACCUGCCUGUGCCUCAACGCCACAGUGUGCAAGGUCUUCCAGAAGGGCUACCUGAUGCUCUACCCCUUCAGCACCGAGUACUGCCUCAUCUGCUGUGCUGUGCUCUUUGUCAUGUGGAAGAACGUGGGCCGCCGCCUGGCACCCCACACAGGCGCCCACCCCGGCACCCUGCCCUUCUGCCUGCACGGGGCCAUCUUCGGGCCACUGCUGGGCCUGCUGGUGCUGGUGGCAGGCGUGUGCAUCUUCGUGCUCUUCCAGAUCGAAGCCAGCGGCCCCACCAUCGCACACCAGUACUUCACCCUCUACUAUGCCUUCUACGCGGCCGUGCUGCCCGCCAUGAGCCUGGCGUGCCUGGCGGGCACGGCCAUCCACGGGCUGGAGGAGCGAGAGCUGGACACGCUCAAGAACCCCACCCGCAGCCUGGACGUGGUGCUGCUGAUGGGCGCAGCCCUGGGCCAGAUAGGCAUAGCCUACUUCUCCAUCGUGGCCAUCGUGGCCACUCACCCCCACAAGCAGCUCAACCGCCUCAUCCUGGCCUACUCGCUGCUGCACAUCCUGCAGCACAUCGCCCAGAACCUCUUCAUCAUCGAGGGCCUCCACCGGCGCCCGCUCUGGGAGGCAGCUCCCGAGGGCCUGGCGGGGAAGCAGGAGGCAGGGCCACCCCGUAGGGGCUCCCUGCUGGAGCUGGGCCAGGACCUGCGGCGGGCCUCGCGCGCCUAUAUCCACUCCUACAGCCACCUCAACCACAAGCGGCGGGCGCUCAAGGAGAUCUCGCUCUUCCUCAUCCUCUGCAACAUCACACUGUGGAUGAUGCCCGCAUUUGGGAUACACCCAGAGUUUGAGAACGGACUGGAAAAGGAUUUCUAUGGCUACCGGACAUGGUUCACCAUCGUCAACUUUGGCCUGCCGCUGGGGGUCUUCUACCGCAUGCACUCUGUGGGGGGGCUGCUGGAGGUCUACCUGGGGGUCUGAGGCUGCCCAAGGAACCCACCCCCGGCAGAACCUCAAAGUGCCAAGGCUGGGGGGAAGGUAGC
Molecule: messenger RNA, 2013 nt
Organism: Ceratotherium simum simum (southern white rhinoceros)
Lineage: Eukaryota; Metazoa; Chordata; Mammalia; Perissodactyla; Rhinocerotidae
Gene: OTOP3
Product: otopetrin 3
Biological process (GO): proton transmembrane transport
Cellular component (GO): membrane
Molecular function (GO): proton channel activity
Source: RefSeq, a predicted model, not a curated record